AUGAGUGACACCAUCUUCGUCGGCGAGCACGGCAAGGCCGCCGCCUCAUCAUACGACCAUGGCGCUGGGCAUAAGGCCAGCAGCAGCGACGUGCCGUUCCUGCUGCGCAGCGGCGGCGGCGGCGGCCUCCGGCGGUGCCUGGGGUUGAUAGACUUGGUUCUGAGGGUGGCGGCCUUCGCUCCGACGCUGGCUGCUGCCAUCUCCAUCGGCACCUCCGACGAGAGGCUCUCCAUCUUCACCAACUACUUCCAGUUUCGCGCCAGAUUCGACGACUUCCCGGCUUUCUCGUUCUUCAUAGUGGCGAAUGCGAUCGCGGCGGGGUACAUGGUGCUGUCGCUGCCCUUCUCCGCCGCCAGCUCCAAGGCCACCGCCGUCAAGCUCCUGCUGCUCAUCUGUGACACGGUGAUGAUGGGGUUGGUGACGGCGGCUGCGUCGGCGGCGGCGGCGAUGGUGUACGUGGCGCACGAGGGCAACCUGCGCGCCAACUGGGUGCCCAUCUGCUUGCAGUUCCACGGCUUCUGCCAGCGCACCAGCGGCGCCGUCAUCGCCUCCUUCCUCGCCGUCUUCGUCCUCAUGAUCCUCAUCGUCAUGGCCGCCUGCACCAUGCGCCGCUCCUAG
Messenger RNA from Oryza brachyantha (malo sina), 618 nucleotides. RefSeq names its product casparian strip membrane protein 2-like. The transcript is spliced from 3 exons. Bases 1 to 618 code for a protein of 205 amino acids. NCBI's taxonomy places the organism in Eukaryota, Viridiplantae, Streptophyta, Magnoliopsida, Poales, Poaceae. The record is from RefSeq and is a predicted model, not a curated record.